Molecule: messenger RNA, 2304 nt
Organism: Micropterus salmoides (largemouth bass)
Lineage: Eukaryota; Metazoa; Chordata; Actinopteri; Centrarchiformes; Centrarchidae
Product: CCN family member 1-like
Exons: 6
Coding region: 148-1254 (368 amino acids)
Biological process (GO): signal transduction
Cellular component (GO): extracellular region
Molecular function (GO): protein binding
Source: RefSeq, a predicted model, not a curated record
CACGAAUCACGGUAGAAAAAUAUGGACUACGGUCCGAAAAGAGCCUGAAACUCAGUUUGAAACUACUUUAGACUAACAAUCAUAAGUGGAUUGUAGCUUGAAUAUACAAUUUUAUCUUGUUUUUCUUCAACCUGUCACAGGCUAAUCAUGGCUUUUCUGAUCUACCUGACCGUACUGACAACAGCCGUCAUCACACGGGUGACUGCUAGCUGCCCAACAGUGUGUGAGUGCCCUGUAGAGCCCCUGGCUUGCCUUCCAGGAGUCAGUACUGUGCCAGAUGGAUGUGGGUGCUGCAAAGUGUGUGCUGCGCAGCUUAACCAGGACUGCAGCCCCAUGAGGCCUUGCGACCACCACAAAGGGCUGGAGUGUAAUUAUGGCAACGAUGUGACCAUGGCCUGGGGCAUCUGUCGAGCAAAAUCAGAGGGACGCACAUGUGAGUACAACGGCAGGAUCUACCAGAAUGGCGAGAGCUUCCGUGCCGGGUGUAAACACCAGUGCACCUGCAUUGAUGGCGCUGUUGGCUGCGCUCCACUCUGUAACAACAAGCUGCCACCGGCCUCUCCAUCCUGCCCCUACCCACGGCUGGUCAGGAUACCCGGGCAGUGCUGCUUCAGUGUGGACUGCCAUAAGGGCACCUGGCGGCUCCCACCCAAACAUCAGCACCUGCCCAGACCUCAGCACCAGCCUGAAAAAGAGCUGGAUAACGAGCUUGCAGACAUCAAGUCCAGCGGCUGGGAGAGUGAACAUGGGCACAAACACCUGCCUGUGUGGAACCAGCUCAGGGACAAGAAGUGUCCGGUCCAGACGACUGACUGGUCCCAGUGCUCUCGCAGCUGUGGGAUGGGCGUUUCUUCUCGUAUCACCAACAAGAACCCUGAGUGCAAGCUGGAGAGAGAGACGAGAAUCUGUACCAUACGACCAUGCCACAGCCUGACCAUCCCAGCCAAGAAAGGGAAGAAGUGCUCUCCAGCCCAGAAAGCCCCAGAGCCCACCCGGCUGUCCUAUGGAGAAUGUCUGAGUGUUCGCCUCUACCGGCCCAACUACUGCGGCAUGUGUACAGACGGUCGGUGCUGCUCACCACGCCGCACACGUACUGCACCCGUGAUCUUUGUCUGCCCGGACGGCGAGCACUUCCAGAGGUCGGCCAUGUUUAUCCAGUCAUGUAAAUGCAGCGAUGACUGCGGCCACCUUAAUGAGGUGGCACUCCCUCCACAGCACUGGAUGUACGGAGAUACACACAAGUUCAUAGACUAGUACUGAGGUGGGGUUUAAACUCUUAUUUAUUUGAAUGUGAUGAGGAUGACUUUCUUGAUAAAGAAAGACAAGGGGCCAUUUUUCUCACCUGGUUCCAAGUGAGUGAGGACUUCAGGCACCCACCUGACGGCCAAACUGUAGGCAGAAAGGGCCGCCUCAGUUUUAUACGGUCAUAAAGACAACCCUUAUUGUAAUAAUAUUGUGACCAGAGUGGACUUGCCUGCUCCUGUUCAGACGUGGGAGCUAAAUUAGAGCCCUGAAGUGCAUAUGGACCUCCUCCACUCUGGACUGAUUGCUGGUUCAGGUUUGGAGGAUUUUUUUUUUCCCCUUUUUGAGACCCUCUGCCUGAGCGGGGGAAUGAGCAACAAAGCACUUUGUGUUUAGCACUGAACAUUUGUAGCUUUAUUUAGAAAACUUCAGAGUAGAAAGCAAAAUAUGUACAAGAUGAUUUUAAUUCAAGACAUAUCAAAUCAGAACAGCAUGUUAUGAACAUAAGACAGACUCCAUUGAUUGUGCUUUUUGGCACGCUGACACGACAAGCCAUCUGAAAGUACAUUUACACACCGUUCUGAUGAUAAGGAACGCUAUCUGGAACUGACAAGCGUUCAGUGAGGACUGGACCAAUGCCAACUGAUUUCUUGUUUGUGAUUUAAAUGCAGCUUAGAGAAAUAUCUUACACAAACCUGUAUUUGAGAAUUUAUUUUGAAUCACACUGUAUUCUGUAAAUAUUUUCUUUAUUUGAAUCCCAGUUUGUUUUGUCACAUGAAUACACUUCUGUGGAUUAAGACACUACGGUGUAGCUGUCACAAGUGUUUGUUGGUCCAUCUGUGUGAUGAAACUGCUCAAGUUUCAUGCAAGACUUUAUUUUAACCAAAGUUUCAAACUGUGUUUGGGAAAACAGUCUUCCACUUAUGAUGAUAGCACCCUCUGCUUGUGAGAAUAAUUAACUACACAAAGUUUCUAUUUUGAUACUGUUGUGUCUCUUCAAUGUAAUAUGACCUAUUUAAAUGUUUAAAAUACGUGCAAAAUUAAAUCCAACUCCAUAAAUAA